AUGCGGCAAAAGCCUUCGUUGCUCGCAGCGUUCGCUGUAGGAGCCGUUGCGGUCGAGAAUGGCCUUGCGAGAACGCCACAGAUGGUAUGGAACAACUGGAACACGUUUGCUUGCGACGUGUCCGAAAGUCUUCUCCUCGAGACCUCGCAGAUUUUGAUCGACUCCGGGCUACGAGACGUUGGCUACACCUAUGUCGUACUCGAUGAUUGCUGGUCCGUUGGACGUGGUGCCGACGGCAAUCAGGUCGUCGACGAGAUCAAAUUCCCAAGAGGCAUGGAGCAUGUAUCGAAGAGCUUGCAUGCCCAGAAUUUGUUGUUCGGGAUGUACUCCAGCGCUGGAGAGAUGACUUGUGCCAGAUAUCCUGGAUCGCUUGACUAUGAGACACAAGACGCCGAGAGCUUCGCCAAAUUCAGCAUAGAUUACCUCAAAUACGAUAAUUGUUAUCACAUGGGUAGAUUUGGUACUCCUUUGGUGACUUUCAAUCGCUUCAACGAUAUGGCGAAGGCUCUCAAAGCUACUGGACGAUCAAUCCUCUACAGCCUCUGCAGUUGGGGCGAAGAUUAUGUACACACUUGGGGACCAUCCAUAGCCAACUCAUGGCGCAUAUCAGGUAAUAUUUACGACUCUUUUGCUCGGCCUGACGACCUCUGCGGAUGCAACGAGCCGACAGAUCCGCACCAUGUAGCGCCUGGUACUCACUGCUCGGUGCUCAACAUCAUCAAUAAGGUGGCGCCAUACACAGAUCGAAGCAUGCCCGGAGGCUGGAGUGACCUAGAUAUGCUUGAGGUUGGUCUCGGUGGCAUGACUGAUGAAGAAUACAAAGCACACUUUUCCAUGUGGGCUGCACUGAAAUCGCCGCUUCUGCUCGGCAACGACCUCCGCGAGAUGAAUGCUGCGACGCUCUCGAUCAUCACCAAUCCCGUCAUUAUCGCAAUCAGCCAAGAUCCAAGAGGCAAAGCCGUGAUGCGCAUCAUCGCAACACUUCUGUACCUCAAGACGAUCGUCAUCUUCUUCAACACUGCCGAUACGGCCGUCGAUAUGUCGACCACUCUUGACGAAGUCUUCGUCAUGGACGGUCCCCACGGAAGCGCACCCCAGGCGCAACAGACACGGGCCAUUCACGACCUGUGGGCGGAGGGUCACAGUCGCAUGAACCGAAAAGACGCGAAUGCAAUACUUGAAGCGAGCUUGGAGGCGGGUAGACGCAAGGUGUUCAAGAAGCUGGACUGGUACAACCCGACAGAAAUACCAUAUAUCGAAGGCCUGGCAGCAGGUGAUGAGCGCGUUUUCGGCGUCGAGAUUGGCAAAGUCACUGCUAGAGGACGGAUCAAUAUGCGCGUAGAGAGACAUGCUGCAAAGGUGUUCAGGCUGCGCAGCAUGACUGAGCAAGUCAACCACAUCGAGACCAACUACCUUUCUCCGACAGCAAGCGGUGCCGUCAAAGGCGGGCAGGCGCUCCAGCAGACCAUCGCCGAUGUCACCGCCGGGGAACACGAACUCGGUGUCUGGGAAGCAAUCCGUCUCUACAAACCCGCUGUCAUCUGGGCCAUGUUCUACCAGCUUUGUGUGAUCAUGGAAGGCUACGACACCAAUCUGCUCUCCAACUUUUUCGCCUACCCAUCAUUCCUGAUCCGCUAUGGUCAUUGGGUUGGCAAGACACCAGAGACUCCCACAGGCUACCAGAUGACAGCCGCCUGGCAGGCAGGUCUCUCUCAAGGUGGUGGCACUGGCUCGAUCGUUGGAUGUUUGAUCGCCGGUCUUCUUGUGUCGAGGUAUGGAUCCAAGAAGGUCGUCCUCGGCGCGCUCACCUGGCUCAUGGUUUCCAUAUUUGUUGUGUUCUUCGCACCGAGCCUGCCUGUCCUGGUCGUAGGAGAGAUCUUAUGCGGUUUACCAUGGGGUGUUCUUGCGAGCACCGCUCCUGCCUACGCCUCCGAAGUGUUACCGACUUGCCUCCGUACUUACAUGACGUCUUUCACCAACAUGUCGUUCAUCCUCGGACAAUUAAUCUCUGCUGGUGUUUUGAAAGGACUCUCUACUCGCACUGAUGCCUGGGGCUACAAGAUCCCGUUUGCUCUGCAGUGGUUCUGGCCCCUGGUUCUUAUUCCAAUCAUCAGUUUCUCUCCAGAGUCGCCGUGGUAUCUGGUCCGCGUUGGCCGCAUGGAAGAAGCUGAGGCCUCCCUAAACCGUCUCAAAUCGAAGAAGGCUAUCAACAUUGAUGUUAAGAACACUUUGGCUACGAUCAUCUACACCGAUAAUUUGGAAAAGCAACUUUCCAUCGGCACACGAUAUAUCGACUGCUUCAGAGGCGUCGAGCUCCGCCGUACCGAGAUUGCCUGCAUGUGCUUCGCUGGUCAGAUCCUCUGUGGUAUCUGCUUCGCCUACAACUCUUCAUACUUCUUCUGCUAA
Molecule: messenger RNA, 2406 nt
Organism: Recurvomyces mirabilis
Lineage: Eukaryota; Fungi; Ascomycota; Dothideomycetes; Mycosphaerellales; Teratosphaeriaceae
Exons: 9
Coding region: 1-2406 (801 amino acids)
Biological process (GO): oligosaccharide metabolic process; glycoside catabolic process; transmembrane transport
Cellular component (GO): membrane; cytoplasm
Molecular function (GO): transmembrane transporter activity; alpha-galactosidase activity
Source: RefSeq, a predicted model, not a curated record